Molecule: messenger RNA, 9672 nt
Organism: Polypterus senegalus (gray bichir)
Lineage: Eukaryota; Metazoa; Chordata; Cladistia; Polypteriformes; Polypteridae
Product: polycystic kidney disease protein 1-like 1
Exons: 54
Coding region: 843-9224 (2793 amino acids)
Biological process (GO): detection of mechanical stimulus
Cellular component (GO): membrane
Molecular function (GO): protein binding; calcium ion binding; calcium channel activity
Source: RefSeq, a predicted model, not a curated record
UCUCAUGCACUUCCCAAUUUCAAGUGCAACACCAAUAUUCUGACCCUGGCAUUUAUAAUCUGUCAGUGGUUCUGUCUAAUUCUGUAAGUUCUGCCACAGAAGCCAGUAAUGUUGUAGUCGAAGAAAUCAUAACUGGUAUCCAAGUAUAUCUCAGGACUCCAACUGUGAUCAGAGUGUUUGAUUUUAUUAAUGCCACAGCAUCUGUGAAGUCGGGCAGUGAUGUUACCUUUGAGUGGCAAGUUUUGAAUUCAUCUCCUGCAGGAAGCUACUACUUUAUUGACAGGAACACCAGUUUUAGCUAUUUGAGCUUUCUGACACUAAAUCCAGGAAACUAUGUUGUUACAGUGAACAUUUCAAAUCCUUUUUAUAAGGCUCCAUUUACCAGAGUGUUACCAAAUCCUGUGAAAGUCUGUGGACCUAUUCAAAGCAUACAAGCGGAGUUUCCCCUUGGAGUUAAUUAUGCAGAGUUAAUUAAACAACACGAUGGGACAUAUGCAACUCCAUGGCUGAGCUUCACUGUUUAUUCUCACUUGGAAGACGUUAGCUUUCUUUAUAAUUUUGAUGAUGGAACUCUAGUGUCAAAUGUUAAUAGAAGUAGGAAGGAUGUUGGUGGAAUCUCUGCAUCAUGCUACCAUAGCUUUAAACUAGCUGGUGUUUUCAGAAUAAGAAUUACUGUGUACAAUGAGUUUUUCAAUGCUACUAAGGAACUUGGUCCCUAUUAUGUGGAAAUAUUACCAAAAGGCCUGUCUAUCUAUGUAAAUUGCAGUGUAGUUCAUAAAAAUGAUAUAGUUUUGUUCAAUGCAACAGUAAAAGAAGGAACCAAUGUAUCUUAUACCUGGAAAAUGGAUGAUCAAACAACUUAUGUCAACAAAGGCCCAGUUAUUUUGCACCGGUUUUUGACAUCAUCAGUAUAUAAUGUGAGUGCAAUUGCUCAAAAUCGUGUGGGAACUGCAAUUUCCAGCACAAGCAUUUCAGUUCUUUACAGAAUGCAACCUGUUUAUGUAUAUAGCAACCAGACAAUUUAUGCUACAGAUACAGAUAUAAUCUUUCAAGCGGUGACCAAUGAAAGAGGCUCUUUGAACUUUGUUUGGUAUUUUGGUGAUAAACCUCCACAGCAAACAUCUUCUCCUACAAUAAAAACACAGUAUUCAACUGCAAAUAGGUAUAAUGUGUUUGUUACUGCCUCAAAUAAUCUAAGCUCCUUCACAUCAGACAUCUAUCCCAUCACAAUAGAAAAAAAAAUUAGCCUUAACCGGCUCUUAUUUAAUGCCUCUGUGUUGGUGAACUGCAGUGUAGUCAUGGAUUGCCGAAUUAAUGCUGCAUCCAAUGCUUCAUUUCUCUGGAAUUUUGGAGAUGGUACAGUCCGAACUGGUAAAACCAUAGAAAAUCACACUUAUAAAAGGGAAGGCGAAUUCACAGUGGAAGUGACUGUGUUUAACCACAUCAGUUCUGCAUCACUUUCAAAGCAGAUCUUUGUAUUAAGUGCACCUUGUCAACCUCCUCCAGUUAAAAAUAUGGGACCUUCUAAAGUUCAGGUGAGACGAUAUCAGAACUUGGUACUAGGGGUGACUUUUGAAGCUGAUAUCCAGUGUAGCACAUUCCGUGGCAUAACUUACAAGUGGAACCUGUAUGAUUCAAGUGGAGUUUCAGUAACAUUUUUGCAGAUUGACACCAAUAAACAGACUAUUGAAAUCCCUAAACAUUUUCUUUCAUAUGGAAACUAUACAGCUGUUGCAAAGGUCCAAGUAAUAGGAUCUGUGGUAUACAGUAACUACACUGUACCCAUUGAAGUGCUGCCAACGUCUCCUGUCAGUGUGAUUAGAGGUGGUACAAAUGUAUUUUUUUCAAAAAAUAAUGACUCCUUAAUAACUUUGGAUGGGCGUGACUCCUAUGAUCCUGAUUACCCGGAAAACAGAAUAAGCUUCAUCUGGACUUGCAUGCCAGUUAGCAGAAUAUCUUCAGGAUGCUUUGACAAAAGUAUUAUUUUGAAUCUGGCAGUGGUCACGUUCACAGCAUCUUCACUUAAAAGUGAUUUUGACCAGUUCCAAUUCACUUUGAGGGUAAAUAGUGGAAGCCGGUCAUCAACAUCAGAUGUUUUUGUGAAUUUCCAGAAAAAUAUACAAAUAGAACUUGGCAUAUCUUGUGCUAAAUGUAAGGGGAACACUAUCAACUGGAAUGAGAGGUUUUCAGUUACUGCAGAAUGUGGCAUAUGUAAGAAUAUUUUAAACCAUACCUUGGUUUGGAGUAUGUACUUGGUAAAUGCUUCCAGUACACCAAAUGUCGAAGUUCCCUUUUGCAAAGUGCUCGACACCAACAGUCCAUCAAGUUUGUAUCAGAGCAUCUUUGUUUCGGCCCCAAAGGAGUCACCUAGUCAAGCAUCCUCAUUUUAUUCAAGCAGUUCAGUUUCGACAUCUAACAUAGUCCCUGCAACAUCAAGUCUUGCUUCAGCUGAUGAAACUCUGGAAAGAAGCACUACUGCAUUUCCUGUCAACCAACGUGUUUUGUCUGGAAUAACAUUCAGUGACUUAUUUGCAAGUCAGGCUAUGUUCCCUUUAUUAGAAGACAAAACCACCUCAAAGCAAGCCACAACAUCCAAGGAUCUUUAUGACCUUCCCAUCUUAAUAAUGGAGGGUCCAGCUUCAGGCGGAAGGUCAAGGCGGAAGAGAUCCAAUGCAGUUAGCCCCACCAGCACAGCAAUAAGAGGUGUCACUGCUGUAGAUGCAUCAACUAAGGACACUUCCACUGCUUUGGUUGCUAAAGAAAAUGGGAACCCUAAAGAUAGCCUUUUAAGUAUCAGCAUUUCGGGCACAAUUCUAGAGGAGCUAUCACCUGAAAUGGGGGAAUUUCCAAUUGUUAGUGAAGGAGCUUCAAUUACGACCAUAAGUGUAAUCUCCAGUUCCAAUAGGAUAAGGCUUAAUGAAGAAAAAGUUAGCAACCUUGUAAAUCAAACACUGAGUGUCAACAUAACAGAUCCUUAUGACUUUUACAAAGGAAUUGAAGAAGGAGGAGGAAAUUAUGACAGGCCUACAGGUGGAAGUUUUAAUAAUGCUAAUAGUGAACCCAUAUAUGAUUCAAGUAAAGGAGGAGGAAGCAACCUUAUAGAUAACAGCAAUAACCUAUCUGUUGGUCCUCUUACUUCUACUCUGCUUGACUUAGACAGGAGACAGAUUGAUGAUAAUUUGUUUACUGUGUCUGGAGAGUCAUCUUUAAGUAUUACUUUUCAACCAUUUACACUUCAACCAGGAAUGCUUUACUUGAUAGAACUUUCUGCAGAUUUAGACCAACAGCAACUUGGUAAAACUCAACUCUUCUUUUUUACAAAUGAAGCUCCCCAAGGUAUGACAUGCCUUUUGCAGCCUAAGAAAGGAUUUGAGAUUUACACCGACUUUAGUAUAUUUUGCACAUCUGGGAAGGAGGAUCUCUCAUAUAAAUACAGUUAUCAAGUUGGAAAUAAUUCUAAGACCAUUUUGUAUCAAGGAAGAGAUAUCCAGUACUAUUUUAACCUUCCUGCUGGGGACCCAUCUGAUAAUUAUAAAGUAACUAUUUACAUAGAAAUCGGCAAUAGAUUUGGUUCAACAACAAGCCCUUGUCCAGCAGUUGUGACUGUCCUGCCCAGUUUUCUGAGAAAUGAGACUUCAAGCUACAACCCGGAUGCUGAACUGUAUUAUUUAGUCAUGAGGAAUCUAUCAUCCCAUUUGCUAAUACAAAAUGAUUUAGAAACGAGAAACUAUAUAAUUCUUUUAACAAAUGUUCUUAAUCGCUUGAGUCAGGAUCAAAGGGGAGAUAGAGAUCUACACAUUCAAGUACAAAAGGCCUUAAUUUCUGCAGUUUGUGGACUAAAUGUGAAUUCUCAGGCAGAACUACUUGAAAACCUUAACUUAUUACAGAAACUCCUGAGCACCCGUCAACAGAUAAUAUCCAUUGCAAAAACUGUUGUGUUAUAUAUAAAAAGCCUGACACAACACUUUCUUCCAUCUGAUUCAACAAAGACGUUUGAGUUAGAUGAGCAAACAUUAAGAAUUCUGAUUUCAAUGAUUUCUAAAUCACUAAUGGUAAGGAAUAAUGGCACAGAAGAAAGCAUGCAGAUGUUAACUGAUGGAAUUAGAACUACUACAGAACUGCUACUGAUUUAUACUCUGUCCAACAACAGAACCAAUGUUAAAUUAAUUACUGAUUUUAUGGAGCUUGAAACAUUCCAGUCUGAAGAUUUCCAAAACAUUGUAAGGAGAGCUGGUUCCAUCACUUUUUAUCUGCCUGUCAGUUUAUCAUCUCUAGCUGUCCUUAAUGAAAACUGCAUUAUCAGUCAAGUCAUAUUCAUUAAGGGAAACCCAUACAGCUGGGGUCAAUCAUCAGUGAAGAUCAAUGAAAAUGUUGCCGACUUAACUCUGUACAACUGCAAAACCAGAAGAAAAAUUGAUGUGAAUGGAUUAACAUCACCUGUCAUUAUAGAGUUUCAAAAAAAUGAAAUCAAUGAGACAAGUGAAUUGAAUUUUUCACUACUUCAGGACAAAAUGAACAUUCAUCAGUUUAAUGUGACAUCAGAUAAACAAACAGAAUAUCUUCAAAUUACCCUGAAUUUCACCAGACCUCCUGAACGAGUAUUCCCCAUCAUGAUUUUGUACAGAAAGUUUGAGAAACCAACUCCUCGAUUGUACAACUUUCAGCAAGUCUUCCAGUGGAAGGGCAACACUGUUCAGCUUUUUUUAUCUCCUGAUUCACUCAAUGCUAAGGGAAGUUAUUACCUUGCACUUCUAAGUGCUAACUAUGACAGGAAACCCACUAACAAAUAUACUGCUUCUGCAGUAAGCUACUCUCUUAGUAUUCAGUGGAUUAGUUGCCUGUAUUGGGACAAUGUUAAGGAGUGGAAGACUGAUGGCUGCUUGCCUAUGCAAAGCUUAUCAUCAAGUAAACUAAACUGCAGUUGCCACCAUUUAACAGCUUUUUCGAUGUCAAGUCGUGACGCAAGAAACUGUUUUGAAUCCAUCAAUAUGAGUCCAUUUCAAAGCCAACCAGAUAACCUGGUUCCAUGCAUUGUGAUAUUUUUUACUCUGAUCAUCUACAUACCCCUUGCUUUCCUCUGCAAACGGUUUGACAUCCAAAACGAAAAGAAACGUGCUCCAGUAUACCUGCAAGAUAACAACCCUUCAGACAAGCAGCUGUAUGCAAUUUGCAUUGAUACUGGCUUCCGGUCAAGGACAUACACCACAGCAAAGAUCUGUAUUGUGUUGCAUGGUGAAGAUGGUGUCUCCGAGACCAGAGAGCUGCACUGUCCACAGAAGACCUUGUUUGAAAGAAACUCAAGAGAUAUAUUUAUCAUGAGCACUCCAUAUACCUUGGGCCCAAUAUGGAGAAUUCAGCUUUGGCACAACAAUGGUGGUCAUUCUCCUAGCUGGUACUUGAGCCAUGUGAUUGUCAAGGACUUGACAGAUGGUACAUGUUGGUUCUUUAUGGCUGAAACUUGGCUGGCAGUGGAUGAGGGGGAUGGUAAGGUGGAACGAGAUCUUACACCCCUUAGGAAAUGCCCAGGAUUUAAAAAGGUUUUGUACUGUAAACUGACAGAAUUCUUAGAAGAUUUCCAUAUCUGGGCAUCUGUUUAUAGUCGUCCAUCUCACAGCCACUUCUCCCAUUCACAGCGUCUUGCUGUGUGUCUGUUUCUGUUUUUAGGUUAUAUGACUUUAAACUCUGUCAUACUGUUCUUAAAGGAUGAAGAGUACUCGGCUGAGUUGGGCCUAAUCAAUACCUCCACAUUUUCUCUGAUUACUGGUUGUUUCAGUGUUAUUGCUGUGCUGCCUGUUGGACUUCUGUUGUCUCUACUUUUCCGAUUCAGCAAGGUAAAAUUCAGCAAGGAGUCACCUGUGGAACAGCUGUCCUCUACAGAAGCAUCAGCUAUCUACAAUGUAGAAGUUCAUAGGAAUUCGGUUAUAUUGCAAGAUGGUACAUUUGAAUCCUAUCUCUCAUGGCAAAAUUUACAGAUGUGGGCAGAAGAAGCUUGGAAAAAAAAGUUUGAGCAUGGCCUUUCUGAACAUGAAUCUCAUGUGUAUAGCAAAACAUUUAGGAAGGAAAGAGGUCUUUACUCUUCUGAUGACUGUUCCAGUGGCUUUGAAGACUGUAGCUUACCAGAAAAUAAAGUUCCAGCCAUUAUCUCUAGUAAUGACCUCUGUUCAGUCUAUUCUUCUGAACAUGGAAGCCUUUAUGAGCAGCCAGUUUUUAGUGACAAUAAAACCUUCCUUCCAUAUUGGUGUCAAUAUGCAGCAUGGUCUAUUUGCAUACUGUUAUCUGUAAUAUGCAUUGUGGUCACUGUGUGCGUGGGACUGACGUUUAAUUUGACCAAAUGUAUUUGUUGGAUACAUUCUUUAUUUUUUUCACUGCUGUUUUGCAUUUUUGUUCUCCAGCCUAUUCUGAUCUUUAUAACUGCAGUGGCAGUGACUCUGAAAUGUAAGGAUAUCAGUAGUAUUUAUGUGGGCUUCCAUAAGACUAACCCCAAUUUUGAAUCUAGAAAAUGGCAGCCCUCUAAAGAUUCUUGCCAGUCUAAAAAGUGUUUGCCCACAUUUGACCACAAGCAACUUGCAUCAUCCUUGGAUUAUGACAAGCUCAUAGCUGCACGUCAGAGAUCACGAUACCUUCGUCUUGUUCGACCACCAUCCCAUCUACAACUAAAAGAAGCACGAGAAAGAAUACGGAAAGAAGCACUAAUACAGCAAACACUCAGAAAGAUUAUACUUCAUACACUACUGCUGCUGCUGCUCUUGUUUAUAACUUAUGGGAGAUUUUCCACCAAUCAACAUCUUGUAAAUAGGUCAAUUCAUCAUAAUUUCAUAAGAAAUGCAAAGAUACCAUUCACUGAGCUGAACAACACUAAGGACUGGUGGAACUGGAGCUUGACAUCUUUAAUUAAUGGACUGUGUUAUGAUUCCUUCUGCAAGAAUGCUGUUACCAACAUAGAGGCAGUACCGGCUAGAGGAUUGUUUAAGUUGAUUGGUGAACCAGUGCUUUGGAAAAUUCAUGCAUUUGAUAAAACUGACUGCAAUAUUUUACGUGUUUAUAAAGACUUCAGUUUCUCUCGUGUUCCCCCUGAUAAUUCAACUAUCUACAAUACAAGAAAGCAGACUUUUGUAGGAAUAUUUAACCUCUGUGGUCAGAUUGAAUGCUACAAUGAAAGAAAAACUGCGCUGACAUUAGGGAGAACAAGAACUGAAAUGAUUGACAUAUUGACACAACUGAAGUCUGUCGGCUGGUUGGACAAAAACACCAAGGCAGUCGUGGUCCAGUUCACUCUUUAUAAUCCUCCUAGUAAUUUGUUUACCACUGUAUCAUUUUUAAUGGAGAUCUCAGCAGGGACUGUCUUUUCUUCUACAUUAAUAGAAUCAGCCAAUGUGUAUCAAAUCAUCUCAAUUUUUGACUACUUGAUCAUGGCUUUUGAGCUUCUUUUUUUGAUUUUGAUUUUUCUUCAACUUUAUUUUCAAAUAUGUACAAUGAUUAUACAAGGAUUUAUCGUUUACUGGCAAGAAUCAUGGAAUUGGCUGGAGAUGGUGAUCAUUGUUACUGGCCUUUUCCGUUUCCUUUAUUACAUUUAUCAAUUUCAUUUGGUGAUGGAAGUAAUUGAUGAACUUCAGAAGCAAAACUUUAUGACAUUUAUUGAUAUUAGAAUUUUAUCCUAUGUGGAGCAACUCACCCGUUCCCUUCAGGGUAUAGUUAUAUUCCUGUUGCUUGUCAAAUAUAUUCAUAUGUUUCGAGUUAAUAAAGUGAUGGGUACAUGCGUGGCAAGGUUACGUCUUUCUAGCUUCAAUACAGUAAUCUCUGUGUUAACAGGCCUUAUCAUCAUCAUUGCAUACACCUGCCUUGGAAAUUUACUUUUCAUGACUACAUUCCAUCCAUUCAGUACAACUAAGAGGUCAUUCCAGACUUUGCUCUCACAGUUCCUUGGAGCUUGUGAACUGAAGACUUUGUCCUCUUUAUAUCAUACAAACCAGCUAUCUUUAGCUAUUUUCAGUGGAACGUUUUUCUUCUUCAUCACAAUUUUUUGGACUGCAAUGAUAAUUGGAACUUUUACUUCAUUUUCUCAUGAUGCCAAGAAGUCUUCUAGAAGCAAACAUUUUAUCACUUUCAAAGAGGUUGUGAUUUAUGCCAGAGAGAGAUUUUUUAAUUAUGUUAGUGGAAGAGGACAAAAGUUAUUUGACAAUUUUUCCAUAAUGAAUAACAACUAUUACCUGGAUGAAUUUGAGACCCUGAUGGACGAACUGCUCUUUAGACUAAAUUCUUUAUCAAACAGCUUAUAUCAUUUUCUCCCUGCGAAGCAGAGAUUUUACCUAGAAGAAGACAGCACCAUAACAUAUCAGUCAGACUGCUACUUCACCCAGGACUCUGAGAAUUCACUUUUAAAUGGAGACUGUUUUGAAACACCAUUCCAUAACAUUCAGCAGGACAUGUUGAGAGACCAUCUGCAAUUGUAUGAUUUGUUUAUGCAAAGUGCAAGUUGUCUAAAUCACAGCUUAAUGGAUGAAAGAGUCAGAUUGGAAAUGGAGGAGGCUGCUUUUCAUCAUCUGCAGAUGAACAAACUUUCCAGGGCAGUCUUAGGUUACUCAUCACUCAAUAAUCUAGGUCAAGCUCAGUCGCAAAAUGCAUUGGAUUCUUCAUCAAGCACCACAAAACAUCAAAGUCUUAUAGAAGCAGCCUCACAAAGUUUAGCCAAUUUGAAUUCAUGUGAAGUGGCACACCAGACCCAGAAUCUAAAUUCCAACCUUGCAGUAAAUCAUGAAUUAUAUAAUCUUACUAAACUUGGCAGUGCAUUUCCACAUAUUUUAUGUGGACGCAAAUGCUCAGAGAAAGCGUUCUUGAUGCCGACAAUGCAGCAGCCCAUUUCUGCUGGUCUUACCACCAAGGGCCGUAAACUAUUGAGAAGAUCCCAGGCUACAGUAAUAAACCCUUUGGAAAUCCAGAGAGAUCUGACAAAGGGCAUAGCUGAAAAUAAUAGUAAAUUCACCAGGAAUUCAGAAAAAAAGAAGGGCUUGAUAAACAAAACCAUUGUCAACAAUACUGAUUUUUCAUCAGUUGGAAGCAAAAGAAAACAUCAAGGAGGUGAAGAAACUGUAAUAUCUAAAACAGAAUAUAAGGAGCAAAAAAUUGAAAAUGAAACUUGCCGAAUUUCAGCUUUAAAUGAUAAGAGAGACACUUGUAUGCAGAAAGAUCACUUGGAUCUGCCAGGGUCAAUAAGACCCUGCUGGUGACAGAAUGAGUGGCCAGUUUGAUUUAACUGAACUUUUUGAAAAAGUUAUUAUAAAAAAAAAAAACCACAAGAUUAUUAGUGAGAUGGUAUAGACUCUUUCAAUUUCUGUAAGUAACAGUUUAAUUUCAUUUGAAAAAGAAAAUCCCAAAAAUACAAAACACAAUAGGACUCAUCAUUCUUAUGUGUAAAAUUGGGUUUUACCCUCUGAUUCAGCAUAUUUUAGCGAACAAUUGUAUAAAAAUGUUUCUUGUUUAUAUGAAAAUUGCAGCAUGUAUUAGUAUAACUGAAAAUCGAAAUUGAAAAAUACUUGUAAUAUUUCAAUUUAGUGUUUAUCUGAACACAUACUACAAUUAUCAUUUCUGGUGUUAAAAUUAAGACUAAAAAAUGUAAACUAAUGGUGAAGCUAAUUAAAGUGUAAAUUGAAUUGCCAUUAUGCUGUGUUCAAUUUA